AUUCCUAUUUCUUCAUAACGGGCUCUUCCGGAUCGGAUAUAAGGAAAAUUCUUCGUCCCCUUCAACGACGUCGGAUCGAGAAGUCAAGGCGGGAGUUUGCUCGCUGCGCUUCUUCGGCCAAAUUCCGCAAAUCCGCCGAACUACAGGAUUUAGUCCUGUUAAAUCCUGUUGCCAAACACCCCCUAGGGUUUGUGCUCACAUGGAUUUGGAAUCUAACUACGAAAUCCACCGGACAGCGGAUUACAUCCGCAGUAACAACUUCGCCAGAGUCGCCUUGCAGUUUCCGGAUGAGCUACUCAAGGACUCGACUAGGGUGGCGAGGGCGCUGAGGAAUGAGCUCGGGCGGGGCGUGCGCCUCUUCGUCAUGGCCGACACCGCUUACGGUAGUUGCUGUGUGGACGAGGUCGGUGCCGCCCAUGUCGACGCUGAGUGCGUCGUCCAUUAUGGCCACGCCUGUAUGAGCCCGACAACUACAUUACCUGCCUUCUUUGUGUUUGGGAAAGCCUCAAUUGAUGUGAGUGAUUGUGUGCAAUCUUUACAUCACCACCUAUCCUCAAACAAUAAGCCUAUUAUGGUGCUAUUUGGAUUGGAAUAUGCACAUGCUUUACAAGACAUCAAAUCAGCAAUGGCGAUGUCAUUGCCAUCUACUGGGUUUAGUCCAAUGAUACAAUAUGCAGAAGUUACUUCUUCAGUUGUAAAUCCAUCCGGUGAUAGUGACGAAAUAAACGGACAGGAUACCAAAGUUGUAGAUUUAAAUUGUGACGAGAAGGACAAGACUUCAAAGUCUGAGAAAUGCAGUAAAUUGGUUACUGAUACCAGAUAUGACCUUGGAGGUCUAAAAUGGAGUAUUCCAAUGGAUCAGAAGAUCAAUGCUUACUUACUGCUUUGGAUUGGCUCUGAAGAUUCUGCAUUUGCAAAUAUUGUUCUUACAUUCAACAGCUGUGAAAUUGCCAGAUAUGACCCAGAGGGACGCCAGUUUCUACGGGAUUUUUUUCAUCAGAAAAAAACUCUGAAACGCAGAUACUAUCUUGUGGAGAAGGCAAAGGAUGCUAAUAUUGUUGGCAUUUUGGUGGGCACUCUAGCUGUUGCUGGUUAUCUUAGGAUGAUUAACCAGAUGAAAGAAUUGAUUGAAAGAGCUGGGAAGAAGUCUUACACGCUAGUCAUGGGAAGACCAAGCCCUGCCAAACUAGCCAACUUUCCAGAGUGCGAUGUUUUUGUCUACGUAUCUUGUGCCCAAACUGCUCUCUUGGAUAGCAAAGAUUUUUUGGCUCCAGUUAUAACUCCAUUUGAAGCAAUGUUAGCUUUUAGUAGUGGAAAAGAAUGGACUGGAGAAUAUGUGAUGGAGUUUCGUGACUUGAUGAUCUCUGCACCGCAAGAUAUCAAUCACAUUCAAGAAGCCCGGUUUUCAUUUAUCAAAGGUGGUUACAUGGAAGAUGUUCAACCUCAUGCAGAAAAUGAAGGCCAAACAAAUGAAGAAUCCCUUGCACUGUUGGAGUCCUCUAAGGCAGCUCUGAACUCGAUCGACCGACCGUCUAAUUCGAUCUUGUUCAAUGGAUCGGCUCAAUCCGGAGUGGAUUUCUUCGCCGCCCGUUCCUUCAAAGGACUCAAAAUGCAGUAUGAUAAUCCAUCACCCACCUCAUAUAUCAUUGGUAGGAGUGGUAGAGCAGCUGGUUAUGAUGAUGAGAAAGAGCUAAGAUAAUAGUUCAUUUUAGAGCCCCGAUCACUAUUACUUUAGAAGCUGGAGGAGCCUAAAGAAUAGUUUCUGAGUAAUUUAUCCUCUCAAGAGGGGUUGUUUGGUUCGAAGUUAUAGACUGUGAGAACAAGCUCUCAAACAUUAUAUUUGUUUCAGUUAUAUUUUUUAUUUAAAGAUGUCUGUAUUUUCAGUAUUGUGUUGCAGAGAUGACGAUAUUUAGGUAGAUGAAUGGCUUUACUAUUA
Messenger RNA from Dendrobium catenatum, 1936 nucleotides. Its product is annotated as 2-(3-amino-3-carboxypropyl)histidine synthase subunit 2. The record is from RefSeq and is a predicted model, not a curated record. Bases 200 to 1699 code for a protein of 499 amino acids. The transcript has 10 exons. Gene Ontology annotation, molecular function: 2-(3-amino-3-carboxypropyl)histidine synthase activity. NCBI's taxonomy places the organism in Eukaryota, Viridiplantae, Streptophyta, Magnoliopsida, Asparagales, Orchidaceae. Gene Ontology annotation, biological process: protein histidyl modification to diphthamide.